Molecule: messenger RNA, 1539 nt
Organism: Ficedula albicollis (Collared flycatcher)
Lineage: Eukaryota; Metazoa; Chordata; Aves; Passeriformes; Muscicapidae
Gene: ZNF277
Product: zinc finger protein 277
Exons: 12
Coding region: 16-1413 (465 amino acids)
Source: RefSeq, a predicted model, not a curated record
GCAUGGACCUCAUACAUGGAAGGCCAGACCCUUUUAGAGCAUUUCCACACUGGUGUAGUUGCACCCGGAGGCAAGCUGUGCUGUUUUAACUAUUGGAAAGAACAUGUGGCUGAGUCUGCACAGCUCUUCUGUGUAUACAUAGAUACCGAGUGUAUUUUGGAGCCUCUGUCUCUGCCAGAAAGUCCAGGUGGUGUUGAUGCAGUAGAAAGUUCCCCCUAUGUGCCUUGUAUUUUCUGCAAAGAAUGCUAUGUCUUAGCAGAACAAAACCAGCUUCUGAAGCACAUGAUUAUUGAACACAAGCUCGUCAUAGCAGAUGUGAAACUGGUUGCAGAUUUUAGAAGUUACAUAUUGUACUGGAAGAGGAGGUUUGCAGAACAGCCUAUCACAGACUUUUGUAGUGUGAUAAGAACAAAUUCAAAAGCUCCAUUAGAGGAACAGGACAAUUAUUUUCUUUUAUGUGAUGUUUUACCAGAAGACAGAUUACUUAGAGAAGAGCUUCAGCAAAAGAGACUGAGAGAAAUUCUAGAACAGCAACAACAAGAGAGAUAUGACACAAGUUUUCAUAGUAUGUGUAUGUUCUGUGAUCAAGAAUUCACAGGAAACAGAUCUGUUCUUCUCAAUCAUAUGGCAAGAGAGCAUGCCUUUAACAUUGGGCUGCCAGAUAACAUUGUGAACUGCUAUGAGUUUUUGGCUGUAUUACAGGGGAAGCUUGACAACUUGCAGUGUUUAUACUGUGAAAAAGUCUUCAGAGACAAAAACACACUUAAAGAUCACAUGAGAAAGAAGCAGCAUCGCAGAAUCAAUGCCAAAAAUAAAGAAUAUGACAAAUUUUAUAUCAUUAAUUAUUUGGAAUUUGGAAAGUCCUGGGAGGAAGUGCAGUCAGAGGAUGACCGGGAAUUACUAGAUAACCUGGAAGAAGAUUGGUCUGACUGGGAAGAGCAUCCUGUAUGUGCAGUUUGCCUGUUUUGUGAACAACAAGCAGACACCACAGAAAAACUGUAUCUUCACAUGCAGAAAUCACAUGGAUUUUACUUUCCUAAAAUAAAGUCAGAGCAUGGUCUGAACUUCUAUCAGCAAGUAAAGCUAGUGAAUUUCAUCAGAAGAGAAAUCCAUCACUGUCGUUGUUACAACUGCCAGGAGAAAUUUGAAUCCAAAGGAGGAUUGAUAAGUCACAUGGAAGAGACCAAACACAUUGCAUUCCUGCCAGCCAGGUCUACAUGGGAUCAACCACAGUAUUAUUUUCCUACCUAUGAAAAUGAUACACUCCUGUGUACACUGUCAGACAGUGAAGAUGCACAAACUGAGGAUCAAAGUGAAGAAGUGCCUGUUGUAAGCGAAGAUAUAUCCAGUCUAAAAGCUCUCAAACAGAGCAGUGUUUUAAACCAGCUUCUGUGUAAAGAGAACAAGAGUUAGAAGGAAUUCUGACCUGGAAGUACAGUGGCUAACAUUUAAUGCUUUUUCUGCAAGACAAAAUAAAUAAAUAUUUAAAUACUAUUGGAAGGUUGAACUCACAAAUGUUAUUAUCACUGGACAAAUAUU